Sphenostylis stenocarpa is the source of this 741-nucleotide messenger RNA. NCBI's taxonomy places the organism in Eukaryota, Viridiplantae, Streptophyta, Magnoliopsida, Fabales, Fabaceae. The record is from the annotation of a GenBank genome assembly.
AUGGAAUCGAAGAACAAAGGCAAGAGGUCGUUGCUCACGCGUCUGAAACCCACCAUGGGUCUCAUGGACGUGUCUCCUUUGUCAUCCCCUGUGUCCAAACGCAACCCCAGCGACCCCGUUCUGUCGUAUCUCGCCGUCGCUGACAAGGACGGUGCCGUUUUGCCUGCCAUGCUGUCGUCCAUGUUCGGAGUCGGAGAUAAGUGCGAAAAUCGCCGGAGAAAAUGGAAGGCCAUCAGAUCCGCUUUGAACGAAACCACUUUGAUGAGAUUGGUUGUUAAAAGAAGGAAAGCAAAUAAGAACAAACUAUCCUUGUCCGGAUCAAGCAAGGACAUGGAAGAAACCAGUCCAAAAUUCUCAAACCCUAAAACUAAAAUCACAUACCGAAUUUGUCCAAACGUUUCACCCACUUCAUGCUCUCCAUCAUCUUCACGCGCCUCAACCUCUUCUUUACCAAGCCCUGGUCACGUGUCGAGUUUUUCCACUCACCAAGCAUUGCCAUCACCAAAGGGUGUAACGAAGGAGAAGCAAUGUGCAGUUGAAGAUAGAAAGAAGACACUGUAUGAUUCAAAUAUAGCUCUCUGCUGCUUGCUUGCAUUGAGUCUAUUGGUUUUGGUGGUGUGGGGCAAAUUUCUGGCUAUACUAUUCACUACAAUCUGGUUGUAUACUGUGCCUCUUGGUGGAAGAAAGAUAUGCAACGAGGGGGGUUUGUGUGGGGAGAGAGUUGGAGUGGCUUCAAAGUAA